AUCGCCUCGAGGUGCUGACGAGCUGCAAGACCUCUCGUGUCAUUGAUUUCAACGACGGGCUUACCGUCGAUUAGGAUUCGGACGAAGUCGAAUCGCUUGGAAAGUCAAUUAACUAAUUGCCUAAAGAUGGAAGAAGGUGCCUCGACUGGGUCGACAAUGCUCGGAGGGUCAUCACAGGAUCCUCCGACUCCGCGGUUGCCCACCGAGAUCUGUGGACGCAUCAUUGACCAUCUAGCGGUGGGAGUGGAUCUCAACUACACAUUUGAGGCUGGGUAUCCAGAUCUCCAAGCGCUUCAAUCGUGCGCACUAGUAUGCAGGGACUGGUACUUUCACGCCUGGUACCCUCUCCGUCGGCAUGUUAACCUCCAUGACCGAAACGACGUCCUUUCACUUUCCAGGACACUCCGCGAGAGACCACGCGUUCGCGGUGUCGUCCAACAGGUCGCCAUCACGGGUCAUGGAUCUGGCCAGCGUUCACCGAUUCAACAUCUCGGAACGUUUGCAGCCAUGCUUUCCGGGAAGCUCCCGGAGCUGUCGAGGAUCAACAUUGAGGACGCGGAAUGGACCGUUGACUCUAUGAGGAUGGAAUGUUUUGGAUAUCUCUCCGCAUUUCGUCUUGUCCACACCUUGGACAUCACCAAUGUCACCGUGCCAAGCAUCGCCCAACUGGCGCGUCUCCUCUCAGCACUCCCUGGCCUAAGAAAUCUAUGGUUCUCGACGUGCGAUGGGCUGCGCCCCCGGUCGAAGACCUCCUUGGUGCAGAUCAGCCAGGCUUCCCGAGUGCACCAUCUCGAGCUCGGAGUGGACGGCGACUUGAAAUCAUCCUCCGCACUAAGCAGAAGUCAAGCUUUGUUGUAUGCAAGUGCCGCCUCGGUGGAAGUCCUCGGGCUCUAUAUUAUUCCUGACUCUUCCAUGGGUAGUGACACUGCUGAUUCUACUGUAGUAGAACGACACCUCAACCUGUCACACCAUGAAAGCUUGCGGACAUUGCGGAUUUACCUGUACCACCCCUUUGUUGCGUGGUCCUGGAUUCCUCAUAUCGUCUCUCGAAUCCCUGCAAAGCAUCUCACUACCAUGUCCGUUGUGCUUAUCGUUCGUCAAAAUCAUGCAGCGAACGACUUGGAUGGGGCGGUGACGAUGGUGGAGGAAGACGGUACCUUGCUGCAAUUGGACGACAUGUUGCAAGCAGAAUGCUUCACUGAUAUCACACCGGGUGGUAUAUGCCUAGGCUUCGACAACCCUGACAAUGAGUGGACCCUCCCUGAAGAACUGAUUGGUACAGAAUCAUCAUCGCGAGAGCGGCGCAACCGGUGGGACGAGCUCAUUAGACGGAAGAUGCCGCGCUGCAAUGGACGGGGCAUAUUGACAACCACGCAUGGCUUCGCAGAGCUGGAUAAGUGGAGGUGCAACAUGGAUGAAAUCCAUGAAGCGACACAACACCAGAAGGCCAUAAUUGGAGUAGAGGUGCAGCGAGAGGACGACGCUGAGCAUGCACCGGACACGUCAGGCUGACUGUCCUCAUCCUGUACACUCGCCGGUAGCAGUGUAUCGAGUCCUCCUUGUCGUACGCGGCGCAUUUUGCGCAUGGCGUUCUGACGGCGAGAGACAGAAAUAUGAAGGGACUGGACGAGCGACGUUGCCCUAUGUACGAGAUGUACCACCGUUGGUGGGACACCUCCGUCUAUACGU
Rhodofomes roseus is the source of this 1689-nucleotide messenger RNA. RefSeq lists its product as uncharacterized. The record is from RefSeq and is a predicted model, not a curated record. The transcript has 7 exons. NCBI's taxonomy places the organism in Eukaryota, Fungi, Basidiomycota, Agaricomycetes, Polyporales, Fomitopsidaceae. Bases 127 to 1512 code for a protein of 461 amino acids.